AUGUCGAGGAAUAGACGAAUAGCUGAUACUGUUAGAGUAGAGGAUGAUCAGGAUGAUGUCUCUAUUGUGCGGUUGAGAACUGCAAGGCAAAGAAGGAGGCGCGGUGCACCCGUGCCUCAACAUGUUGAGGAGGUACCUCCACUAGUGGAGGAAGAGCCUCAGGAGAUAGAAGAGGAAGAUAUGGUUGAUGAAACAGAUGUGGGGGUAGCUGACCCUGAACCUGUUACAGAGUUUCAGCAACUUAGCCAGGUUGUGCGGACCUGGAUAGAGUUUUCUAUGGAGAGAGAUAGAAGGAGGGAUAGAGAUGUACCCUCGACAUCCCACACUGUUCAGGGAGUUAAUGUGUCGUUGAAUGACUUCAUGAAGUUGGCACCUCCUAUUUUUACUAGGAUGGAUAGUUCAGAGGAUCCUCAGAGGUUCCUAGAUGAUAUUUGGCGACGGUAUGAAGCUUUGGGAUGUACAAACCACCGAGCUGUGAGUUUGGCAUCGUUCAGGUUGGAAGGAGAUGUGGCAAUCUCUUGGUUUGAGUCUAGAAAAAGAGCAAGACCAGUAGAGGCUCAGUGGACAUGGAAGGAGUUUAGCUCCAUGUUCUUAGACAGGUUUCUCCCUCAGAGCGUCAGGGAUGCUCUACUUUAUGAGUUUGAGAGGCUAUCUCAGGGGAGCAUGACAGUGGAUGAGUAUGAUCUGAAGUUUACUCAGCUGUCUAGGUAUGCAGAGCAUCUUCUACCCACUAAGGAGUGGAGGGUGAAGAGGUUUAUUAGAGGACUCAAAUCCUCUAUGUAUAUGGUGAUGGUGUCACAGGUGUUUCCAUCAUACUCCUCAGCUGUUGACAGCGCCAGAUUGAUAGAGGCGCGAGAAUUAGAGGACAUGACAGCAGGCCAGCCUAAAAGGCCUAGAGAAGAGGGUCAGUCUUUUAGGCAACAGGGAUUAAGUGCAGGUCCGUCUAGAGGACGAAGUGGCCGUCAGGGCUCAUGGGUUCAGAGGAGGUUUAGACAGAGACCGUCAGUUAGUGGCUCAGGCGGUCAGAGUGGCAGUAGUGGUACUCAGAGUUUAGUUCAGACUGCACCUCGUAGUUCAUUUGUUUCACCUGGUGAUAGUUCUUCAUGUCAGCACUGUGGAGGAGGUCAUACUAGUGCAGAGUGCUACAGAAGGACUGGGGCUUAUUUUAGUUGUGGCCAGAUAGGUCAUAAGAUCAGAGAGUGCCCGAGGAGACAGUUGUCAGCUUCGGGGUUAUCUGCUUCAGUCCAGCAUUCUAUUCAGGCACCAUCGACGAGCCAGUCUGUGGCUCAUGGGGGUAGAGGUUUUGGUGGCCGUGGUCAGAGAGGCCGGGGUGCAGGUGAUAGAGGUCAGAUACAGCAGGGUCAGCAGGAUGCUCAGGCAUCCAACACAGUUGUUUCAGGUAUUCUUCAUGUUUGCUUUUUUGAAGCAAAAGUUUUGUUUGAUACGGGUGCAACCCAUUCAUUUGUGUCUCUAUAUUUUGCCAUGAGGUUAGAUAAACAACCAACCUUGUUAAAAUCCCUGAUUUCAGUCUCCACUCCCUUAGAUGAAUUAAUAUUAGUGAAGUAUGUGUAUCUGGAUUGUGAAAUAGAGAUUGGAGAUAAGAUCUUUAUGGGAGACUUAAAUGUCUUAGAUAUGGUUGAUUUUGAUGUGAUUUUGGGAAUGGAUUGGUUGGCAAAGCAUAGGGCUUCAGUAAAUUGUUGGGGUAAGAAAAUAAUAUUUGAUCUAGAUGAAGAAGUUGGGUUGGUAUUUUAA
Molecule: messenger RNA, 1752 nt
Organism: Populus nigra (black poplar)
Lineage: Eukaryota; Viridiplantae; Streptophyta; Magnoliopsida; Malpighiales; Salicaceae
Exons: 1
Coding region: 1-1752 (583 amino acids)
Molecular function (GO): zinc ion binding; nucleic acid binding
Source: RefSeq, a predicted model, not a curated record